AUGCCAUCGGCCUCCGACCUGAGGAUUCUCGAACUCGCUUCCAGCAUACCAAGACGUCAACCAGCCAGGACAACGGAGACGCCAUACCGCCUCUCCAUUGACCGUGCCCCCUCUGUUGAGGCAGAAGCGAAUUGUCUCCAUGGAUCAGCAUCACCGAAGUACGAGACAAGAUUUAUGCCAAGAGCUCGAGAUAUUAUGGCUGGGCAUAGAGUAGCGGAAGGUAUCAAGAGAUUCGUAUGCGGCAGAUGCAUGCUACCUCGUACCCUCUUGAGACGCAAGCUUACGCUGAGCCCGAUUGUGCAAAACAUGUGCAAAGGAAGAGUCUCAGCCAGCCUUGGUAGUUCUUGGUCGCAGCAUCAUCUCUUCGAGCAGGCCGGCCCAGGCUCUGUAAGCUGUGUGAAAGAGAGUGAGCAUCGAAUCCUCGAAACAAACAUCGGUGAAGCAGAAGGGCGGAAGACGCGACUCCAGCUAAGCUGCCAAGCUUCUCGGCCUCUGUACGGAGUAGAGGUACUUGCACUGCGACGCGGGUCCACCACAAUUCCCCGCGACGCAGGGCCGCAGAUGGUCAAUCGGUGUAUGGUAACAGGCGCCACGGAGCGGUACGACCACGCCGUAACCAACAGAUUGCCGGACUCCGGUGUCGCAGAAGACGUGCAAUUAAGGUUAUUAUUCACGUGA
This is a messenger RNA of Westerdykella ornata, 678 nucleotides long. RefSeq lists its product as uncharacterized. Bases 1 to 678 code for a protein of 225 amino acids. The transcript has 6 exons. The record is from RefSeq and is a predicted model, not a curated record. Lineage: Eukaryota; Fungi; Ascomycota; Dothideomycetes; Pleosporales; Sporormiaceae.